Molecule: messenger RNA, 1953 nt
Organism: Octopus sinensis (East Asian common octopus)
Lineage: Eukaryota; Metazoa; Mollusca; Cephalopoda; Octopoda; Octopodidae
Product: glycerophosphodiester phosphodiesterase domain-containing protein 5-like
Exons: 10
Coding region: 59-1483 (474 amino acids)
Biological process (GO): lipid metabolic process
Cellular component (GO): membrane
Molecular function (GO): glycerophosphodiester phosphodiesterase activity
Source: RefSeq, a predicted model, not a curated record
AUCAAUAUGUCACAUUUAUGUGGGACAUCAGUUAUAUAUACAUCCAUUCCAUGUAGCGAUGAUAAUCAUCAGUCUUUUGAGUUGCAUUGGCUUCACAAUAGCCAUGAAUACUCUCUGGCCAUCUGAGUGGGCAAUGCUGAAACUAUCAUUUCAAAUAGUCGGUCCAUUUAUUCAUGUUGGUCUGAUUGUGAUCUUUACUAUUCUCUCUUGUAUUCUGAUAAGACAGUGGUACAUCUUAGACCGAUUCCGUUUAAAACUGUUAACUUUAGUAGCAUACAUGGCAAUUCUAGUUGGCCUGUAUGUCAUUCCACUGUUUAUUGAAUCUCCAUGUGUUCGACCAGCAGAUAGUUUGCCUUCCAAACCAAGAUUAUUUGCCCACCGAGGUGCGUCAGGGGUUGCACCUGAGAAUACUUUAGUUGCAUUCCAAUUAGCUGCGAACCAAAGUGUCUAUGGAUUUGAGUCAGAUGUACGAAUAAGUUCUGAUGGAAUUCCAUUUAUUUUACAUGACGAUACGUUACGACGGACAACCAAUAUUGAAGAAGUAUAUCCUGACCGAGUGGAUGAUGAUGCUUCUAUGUUUAAAUUUGCUGAAUUGCGAAAACUCAACGCUGGAAGUUGGUUUUUGGAGGAAGAUCCAAUGGGUGUAGUUGGAUCUCUUACUGACAAAGCAAAGGAAAUCUACAAUAACCAAACCAUUAUGUCUUUGGAAGAAUUGAUUGACUUAGCACACUUGACAGGAAAGAAUGUUUUAAUAGAUAUACGAUCCCCAGUCAAGGAAAAUCGUUAUUAUUAUACAGUUGAGAAGCAAGUUAUUGAUGUGAUAUCGAAAACUGGAAUUCCUCUUAAACAGAUUUGGUGGUUCUCAAAAGUCUAUCAUUCAGCAUAUACCACCAAUUUUACACAAACUGGGACAAGUUAUCUACCAGUUGAAGAUCUCGUAAAAUUGCAUAUCUCUAAUUUCAAUGCUAGGUAUGAUACACUUAGUGAAGAUGAAAUCCUACAAUAUCUUGAAUCCAACAUUACUACUAAUGUCUACUUGGUUAAUACAUACUGGCUGUUUUCCCUGUAUUGGUGUCUGGGUGUACAAUCUGUAACAACAGAUGAAUGUCACGUCCUCAAUAAAAUUGAAAAACCAUUAUGGCAUUUGACUCCAGGAACAUAUCUUAUGACAUGGGUUUCAGUUGAUAUAAUAUCUGCUAUCAUCAUCAUCACCAUACUUAUAGUACAAUGGGUCCGGUUAUUGGGAACACGCUUCAAUCCAGAGACAAUUUCGUUACAUUCUCAACAGACAAUGACUAUCCUUACAGACCAGUAUCAUUCUAAUUCAAGAACUAUGAAAGAAAAACUAUUAUUUACUGCCGACCAACUCGAAGAAGACAUUCUGGAAGCAACAGAAGGUGUUUCUAAUGACCAUAUUGAUUCUCCAACCCAUCAUUACAUGAAUACAGCUGCCGAUACUAUUGUCAUCAGUGUUCCUCAGUAGAUACAAGUUUACUGAAAACAUUGAGACAAUUCAAAAGAUUCAUAGAAUUCCAAACCAAAUUCCAUUUGUUAUACUACUUUCCAGGAAAAUAUGGAAUUUAUAAUUAAAAAAAAAUAUAUAUUUUAUGAAUGACUCUUUGUGAUGGGAUUUUGGCACAUUUAUUUUCCUUUUUUUUUUUAUAUACCAGAAAGCAAUCUUUGGCUCUAUGUUGAUGUGUUUUAUUCUGUGAAUAUUUAAGAUUUUUUUUUUUAAUGGCUUAGUCAAAAGACAAAGAGCAGCGCCCAUGACCUUUUUCAUGGCCUUUAAGAUUGGUCAGAGGAAGUGAGGAUUUUAUCCUCAGAUUAGAGAUCUAGUUUCAAAGCUUGCAACAGAACUGAUUCUGUUAAAGGCACCCAAGGACCAGGUGGGGGUGUUAAACCGGGUGAUGGCAUAAGUUCACCACCCAAUAAAUGCCUUAUGCAUGUUUCAUA